GUAAAACAGAAAAUGAACUCCUUUUCUCGGUGUUUUGCGGACGUGAAUGGUUCCCUAAUAAACACAAAAUAAAUCCCAGCCAUGGUGCGUAUGAAUGUAUUAAGUGACGCCCUUAAAUCCAUAAACAAUGCUGAAAAGCGUGGCAAGAGGCAGGUACUCAUCCGCCCGUGCUCCAAAGUUAUAGUUAAGUUUUUAACAGUAAUGAUGAAACAUGGAUAUAUCGGCGAAUUUGAAAUUGUGGACGACCACAGAAGUGGGAAGAUCGUGGUAAACUUGACAGGACGUUUAAAUAAAUGCGGUGUGAUUUCACCUAGGUUUGACGUACCAAUCACACAUAUUGAAAAAUGGACAAAUAACCUUUUACCUUCACGUCAGUUUGGAUAUGUUGUACUGACUACAAGUGGGGGUAUCAUGGACCAUGAAGAAGCUAGAAGGAAACAUCUGGGAGGCAAAAUCCUUGGGUUUUUCUUCUAAUGUAAAGUUAUUUAAUAAAUCUUAUUAAAAAAUGUGAUGUUUUU
Messenger RNA from Anoplophora glabripennis (Asian longhorned beetle), 518 nucleotides. RefSeq names its product 40S ribosomal protein S15Aa. The record is from RefSeq and is a predicted model, not a curated record. NCBI's taxonomy places the organism in Eukaryota, Metazoa, Arthropoda, Insecta, Coleoptera, Cerambycidae. The coding region runs from base 82 to 474 and encodes 130 amino acids. The transcript has 3 exons. Gene Ontology annotation, molecular function: structural constituent of ribosome. Gene Ontology annotation, cellular component: cytosolic small ribosomal subunit; ribosome. Gene Ontology annotation, biological process: translation.